Messenger RNA from Paramecium pentaurelia, 2167 nucleotides. NCBI's taxonomy places the organism in Eukaryota, Ciliophora, Oligohymenophorea, Peniculida, Parameciidae. The record is from the annotation of a GenBank genome assembly.
AUGUCCAACAGAAAUUAGAAGUCUAAAAGUCCACAAGUUUAAUAACCGAAAAUCAUAGACAAAGAUUUGAUGAAAUAUUUGAUAUUUUAGAAAAUUGUUAAACCAUAAGUGCCAUCAGAAUUGAUUAUGAAAACAUAACCAGAUGAAGAUUCUGAAGUUGAGGAUUUCAAACUUGAAAUAGAAAUGAAGUAUUUAUUAGCCCAUAUAAAUUCUAGGUAUAAGAAUUGUAAAAUUAAUCACACAUUCAAAUUUCCAAAAGAGAACUAUGAAUCCUCAUCGGAUACAUCUUUGCAAUCCUUAAAAGAUGUUUCAACUUAUAACUUAAAUUGUGAUAAUUUGGAUCGAUUGACUGAUGCAACUUAACCUCAUUUUAUGAAGGCUCUCAAUGAAAGAUUAAUGAAAUUAACAGAUCUGAUUGUUGAUGAAUCUCAAACAAAAACUAAAUAAUUUAACUAUGCCCCAAAUUUAAAGUCUUCCAGGUUUAAGAAAUUUAUAAUUUAGAAUAUAGAAGUUACGUGGAACCAAUAUAUCUAAUACAUCAAUUACAAAACCUACAGAGUUGUCUGUAAAUGCAGCCAGUCAAAGUUAAGGUAGAGAGAGUGUGAUUACGAAACCACCAUCAAAUUUAGGUUUCAGAGCUACACCUACAUUAUCAUCUGAAAAGAAAAAUAAAUCUAAAUAAAUUCAAUAAAUCUUGAAAAUUACUUAAUAAAAAUACAUAAAUAAUUAAAAGUAAUUCCAUUGUAGAUUUAUAGCGUAGGUGGGACCUUUUACAAAAAGACUCCUUAGGUCAAUAAUAAUUACAUAAACAUCAAUUCAAACAUUAAUAAUAGUAUAGUAGUUAAUGGGAAAAAGAAUUUCCAAGAUAUCAGAAUUAAAACUGAAUAGGAUGAACCUGAAAUUAGUUUAUAGUAAUAUUAGGUAAUACCGAAUUCCAGGUAUUCAUAAUUAUAUAUAAUUAGACCAAAAAUGAGAGAGUCUACAAUCAAGAGUAAAAAAUUGGAUAUAUCUAUUGGUUAUAAGAAUCUUACUUUGGACAGCCAAUACCCGGAAAAUUAUAGUCGCCAUGCUAAGAGUUAAAAUAAGAAUUAUAAGGUUUGAUUUUUAAUAUAAUUAUUAUAUAUUUUAUUCGUUUUUCAAGACUGCCUAUGAUAUUGAAUGAUAUUUCAAGAGAUGAUGAACAAUAAUCAUUUAUUAGCAUAACUGAUAAAGAUUAAACACUUCAAACAUAAACAAAUUUGAAAUAACAAAUCAAGAUGUUACCCCCAAUAUAUUUAUCAAUAUCACUAAUAGUUUUAUCAGCAGCUAUUUUGAGUCAGUUUUAAUAUGCAAGAGCUCAAACAUUCCCUUUAUUUUUAGAGUUACCUUUUUAAAAGAAUUAAUUAUUUACUGUAUUAUAUUUAAUAAAUUAUAUUUUAUAGAUUGGAAAUGCUUUAAUAAGUUUGAUAGGAAUUAUUAUCUAUUAUUUGGUUUUUUAAGCCAAUCAAUCAAAACCUAUAAGAAAGAGAUAUUCAACUAGAUAGAUUCCACAUAAAGUCUUUUCAUUUUAGAUAUUCUUAAGUGGAGCUCUAUCCCACUUAUCAUUUCUAGCAUUUGCUUUGCUUCCAAUUGAAUAAAAAAAUCAAUCUAAUUUUCUAUGUAUUUUAAUAAGAAAUCCAUAUAAUUUUAGAUACUGAAGAUAGAAUUUUAUUAACAUUUUCAUUUAUAAUGAAUUUCCUAUUCACCAGUUAUUACAUGUGUUAUAAAUAGGGUUCUUAAACAUCUAAACUCAGAAAUCAAUUAUAAACAUUUUCUUUGAGUUAACAAAUAAAAGCAGCUUUGUUUACAGUAAUUUGCUUUUUAUUUACUGCUUGUAUUUGAAUAAAUAUUUAAUUAAUCUAUUAUAGUUAUAUCAGUGAAUUUCAUUAGUAUUUUUAUGGGAAUGCCAAUUGCUUAAGGAGAACCAAGUUUAAAUGAUGGUUUAAGUGCAUCAGAAGAUUUUAUUGCAAACAUGGUUAGCGAAAUAUAUUCGACACUGUCAUAUAGUUUAUAUUUGAUGAAUUCAUUUUUUAUAGGAAUGUUUUAUUCUGACUUAUAGAAAGUAAUACAAGUGUUUUGAUUGUAGAUUAAUUUGAUUAUGAGUGUUGAUUAAGAAAUGAUGCUAAAUAGGAAUGAAAAAUCAAAGUGA